This is a messenger RNA of Sinocyclocheilus rhinocerous, 2190 nucleotides long. Its product is annotated as sodium/glucose cotransporter 4-like. Gene Ontology annotation, cellular component: plasma membrane. Gene Ontology annotation, molecular function: D-glucose:sodium symporter activity. The transcript is spliced from 14 exons. The coding region runs from base 1 to 2043 and encodes 680 amino acids. The record is from RefSeq and is a predicted model, not a curated record. Lineage: Eukaryota; Metazoa; Chordata; Actinopteri; Cypriniformes; Cyprinidae. Gene Ontology annotation, biological process: transmembrane transport.
AUGCCAGCUUCACCUGAACUUGUAACGGGCACCCCAGAGCCCGAGGUGCCCAGGAAGUUUACUUUGGAGGCUGCUGAUAUUGCUGUGGUUGUGAUCUACUUUGUGUUUGUGUUGGCAGUUGGAAUAUGGUCUUCAGUCAGAGCCAACCGGGGAACAGUGGGUGGAUACUUCUUGGCCGGACGAUCCAUGACAUGGUGGCCAAUUGGAGCCUCUUUGAUGUCGAGUAACGUAGGCAGCGGGCUGUUCAUUGGAUUAGCAGGAACAGGGGCUGCAGGGGGACUCGCAGUCGGGGGAUUUGAGUGGAAUGCAACAUGGCUCCUCAUUGCCUUGGGCUGGAUCUUUGUGCCUGUGUAUAUUUCUGCUGGAGUAGUCACAAUGCCAGAGUAUCUGAGGAAGAGGUUCGGGGGUCAGCGCAUCCGCAUCUACAUGAGUGUGCUGUCUCUCAUCCUCUACAUUUUCACCAAGAUAUCAACAGACAUUUUUUCAGGGGCUUUAUUCAUCGAAGUGUCUCUGGGGUGGGACCUGUACGUCUCCACCGUUGUGCUGUUAGCUGUCACUGCACUCUACACUAUAGCUGGUGGGCUGACAGCAGUAAUCUACACUGAUGCCUUACAGACCGUCAUCAUGUUAAUAGGAGCAUUUGUCCUCAUGUUCAUAGCAUUCGACAAAGUUGGCUGGUAUGAGGGUUUGCUGGUUCAGUAUGAGAGAGCUGUACCUGCUAUCACGGUUCCCAACACCACUUGUCAUCUUCCUCGGUCUGACGCCUUUCAUAUCUUCAGAGAUCCAGUGACAGGAGACCUUCCUUGGCCAGGCCUGAUUUUUGGACUCACUGUUCUGGCCACAUGGGUGUGGUGCACAGACCAGGUGAUAGUGCAAAGGUCUCUCUCUGCCAAAAACCUGUCUCAUGCCAAAGGUGGUUCGGUACUCGGUGGCUACCUCAAGGUCUUCCCUAUGUUCUUCAUAGUUAUGCCAGGAAUGAUCAGCAGAGCUCUCUACCCAAAUGAAGUAGGAUGUGUGGAUCCUGAGGAGUGUAUGAAGAUCUGUGGGGCCAGUGUGGGCUGCUCUAACAUUGCCUACCCAAAGUUAGUUAUGGAGCUCAUGCCAGUGGAUGAAGUAGGAUGUGUGGAUCCUGAGGAGUGUAUGAAGAUCUGUGGGGCCAGUGUGGGCUGCUCUAACAUUGCCUACCCAAAGUUAGUUAUGGAGCUCAUGCCAUCACCUUUAGCACUCAUGUCCUCUCUCACCUCUAUAUUCAACAGUAGCAGCACUCUGUUCACAAUGGACAUAUGGCAACGGAUCCGACCACGGGCCUCUGAGAGAGAGCUCAUGGUAGUGGGCAGGGUGUUCAUUUUAUUGCUAGUGGCCCUGAGCAUUGUGUGGAUUCCAGUCAUUCAAACAGCCAAUAGUGGACAACUGUUUGACUACAUUCAGGCCAUUACUAGCUACCUGGCACCUCCCAUCACCACAGUGUUCAUUAUGGCCAUCUUCUGGGGGCGAGUAAAUGAGCAGGGUGCUUUUUGGGGUCUGAUGGUGGGACUAGUGGUGGGCACUGUGAGGAUGGUAAUGGAAUUUGUGUACAGCACCCCAUCAUGUGGAGAAGAAGACCUUCGUCCUGCCCUGCUGAAAGAUGUGCACUACCUGUAUUUUGCUCUCAUCCUGCUUGCACUGACAGCUCUGAUCAUCACAGCUGUCAGCCUCUGCACUGCACCUAUUCCAGAGCAACAUCUCGUUCGUUUGACCUGGUGGACAAGACACAGUAAGGAGGAGCGUGUAGAGCUGGAAGACCCCUGGGCUAGAGAAUCUGAUCCCAGCACUACAGAGUCAGAGGGGUCAGAUGAGGAUACGCCUGCAUGGUGGAAGCGUGCUGGAAUGUGGCUGUGUGGUCUGUCCCAUGCGGCUAAACAAGAGAUGAGUGAGGAGGAACGGCAGGCUCUGGAAAGGAAACUCACCAGUAUUGAAGAAGACCACACCUGGAAGACUGUCUGCAAUGUUAAUGCCCUCAUUUUACUCACUGUCAGUGUUUUUCUCUGGGGGUACUUUGCGUGAAUGUACUAUAAAGUUCUGAAUGGCACUUUUUUUUGUAAGAAACUCACCAGUACUGAUGAAAAACACAUCUGGUUGUCUGCACUUACAUGCUCUCAUUUUAUUUACUGUAAAUGUCUUUUUUUCCCCGCUUAAUAAAUAACAAUUGUG